Anas platyrhynchos (mallard) is the source of this 6436-nucleotide messenger RNA. RefSeq names its product SMC5-SMC6 complex localization factor 2 (gene SLF2). Gene Ontology annotation, cellular component: site of double-strand break; nucleus. Lineage: Eukaryota; Metazoa; Chordata; Aves; Anseriformes; Anatidae. Gene Ontology annotation, biological process: protein localization to site of double-strand break; DNA damage response; positive regulation of double-strand break repair. The record is from RefSeq and is a predicted model, not a curated record.
UUACACCCUCUCCGUGAGGGCCGCCUGAGGCGCGGGGCCUGUGAGGGCGGCGGCGGCCCCAGGGCUGCGCUGGGCCGGGCCGGGCCCCCCCCGCCAUGACCCGGCCGCUGGGCCUGGCGCCGCCAUCACCGAGCCCGCCCGCCGCCAACAGGGCCCGGCGCCAUUUUAGGCUGGCGGCGGCGGGCAGGGAGGCGGCCCGGGACUGCAGAAACCAGUCUAUUAAAGAUUUCUUCAAACCAGUUUUAAAACAAGACCUUAGCCAUAAGGACAGAAGUGUGUUGUGCUCCUCAGAUGUGACAUAUCUAAAAGAUGCAGGAAAUGGACUGCCGGUUUUAAGUGCUGAACGUUUUGAGAAGAAAAUAUCUUCUGCAAAGAAGGUUAAACGAAAAAAGAUGCCAGACCAAACGCCAAACACGAGUCCUGUGUUAGAUGCCUUUCGGAGAGGAAUUAAGGAGAAAAGAGGCAACAUGGACAUGCUGGAGAACAACGGAGCGUGCAAGUCACUGGGUUCUGUAUACCCAAGAGUUGUGGUUCGAAAACUCCUUGUUAACUCAGGUUCUCCCAAAUGUCUCUUGGCCAAAAAUGAUAAAGCUAUCAAGACAGACCAGGGAAAAAAUGAGAAGUAUCUGGGUGUAACAAGAACACCAUUGUCUUGCGGAAAUUGUUGGGAACAGGAAACUGAUUUUAUGGAUCUAGAAGAGACCAGUUCAGACUCUAACAAAUGGAUUUCAUUGCCACAAGCUGAUGCUCAGAAAGCCUGUGCUCAAAAUAAUGACAACACGUUAUUGUGUCAGAACUUGGGGCUUCCCACGAACUUGCCAUGCACUUCACCUGACUCCACAUUGAGGUUAGCACUGGGAACUCUGCACAGAGAAAGAAAGCGUAAGAAACGUAGAGUCAAACGAUCUAAGGCGCAGCCUGUAAUGCUGAUCUCAGGAACAAGUGUGUCACAUCAGGAAAAUGGAUAUCAGUUAAGAAACAUAACACAUUCUGGUUCAGGGGAGGCUGCCUCAGAUGACCCAACCCAACUGAAGCAGUUUCAAACACAUGAUACUCUCAGUGAAUUUGGAGAUGAUACCUCAUCCAAGAAAGCUGCCAGUACGUGGGAAAGCCAGUCUGUUCCAUCAGCCUAUCUUCAAUCUAAUUCGUCUUCUGGGCCAUCCAAACAAAUCGGCUGUCCUGGGAAAAGAAAACAUUCUGUGAUGAGCGUGGAUGCAAACGGUUCUGAAGUAACAGGUUUGAGCGACCCUGCUUUCAACUGGUCACCUCAAAAAAGCAAAAGUAGGAAGUCUGCUUUUGUUAAAAACGUUGGCUUAAAGUCUCUUUCUAGUGGUGUUCUGCAGCUAACGGAGGUUACUGCUCUACCUGGACCUCAUUCUGCUUAUUCAGAGGAAUACCCAGAGGAUGUCUCAAGGAAUGAAAAUGAGAAAAAUAAUUACUCCUCGGUAGAUUUGUCAUCAUUUUCUGCACAGAGUCCUAAUGAAAAUAACCAAGUUUCUCUUGUGGAUACCAAAGAGAAUCAAUUGCAGGUGGCCAACUCUCACUCUUUCUUGGAAAAGUCCCUUCCUUCUCAGGAGAAAAGUACUGUGUUGCCUUCCCUACACCACAUAGCACAAAGAGAAGCUGUAUUCACAAAAGCCGUGAAGCCUCAAUGCCACAUGGCUGGCUUACCUUGGGUGUUAGACGCUAAGAUGGAGCAAGAUGGGAAAAGACCAGAAAGACUCAAUAGAGCUGAUGAUGUAGAACCCAGCAACGUUUUUUCAAAACCAGAAGAAAAUAGUUCAGAAAAUGCUUCCGAUUUUUGUUUGGUGAAAGGUUCAGGGAAACUUUCAGGCUCAGAAGAGACUGACGAAGGACUUCCCUGUUUGUUGCCUUUUGAAGAAGAGUCCGAGGACAGCAACCAUGCCUCUUCACAACUCUCACAAGAGUUAAAAGUUGAAAGCACCUGUUCAGAGAUGUUCAAGGUGAACGGAAAAUCAAAAAUCAGCUUUGAUAGUGAAGAUGAGAGUUUGGGAUGUGCUCUAGAUGAUGAUGAUGAUGAAGAACCAUUCGUGACACUGCAAGAAAUCUUGUCUGCAACUCCCAAGCCACAGACAGAAGCUUCGGAAGGAGACUGUUCAGACAGUUUUUCUCAGGACACUGUGGCUCCAUUGCUGAAACUUCAUCUUUCUAAGACUCCUGUUGUUAGCCAGGUGUCAUAUGUGAACAGCUUGGAACAUCUCUUGAAGGAGAAAGAAGAAUCUAAAAGAUUAGAUGAACUAGAAAAAUUGUUACAAGAAAACAUACAAGAAAAGGAAACUGAUUCUUCAGAUAGAGAAGAUGAGAAUGUCACAGAUGAAGACCUCUCAGAAGAACACAGGGCGUUUAUAAAGAGAUUUUCAUUAACAGCUCGUGCCAUACCUGACUACCACCCUGGAGAAGACAUAUUUGAUUUAACAGUCUCUGGGAAAAUCUUCAAUCAACAUGACCUUGACUUGAGGAAUUUUUAUUUCAUCCCUCAAAAUCCUAUAGAAAAACUCCUCCUUAGUUCUGAUGUAACACAGCAGCUUUUUCUAGCUCUUCAUGGUUUUCUAAGUUCUGCUUACAGUUGUAGCUUGUGUCCUGCACCAAUUCUGAAGUGGCUUUUCCAGAUGAUGUCUGUUCAUCCUGGCUAUUGUGUUUCCUUGCAGAUUUUAAACAGUUUGAUGGAAAUAACAGUAAAAAAUGCUUCCAUCAGCGAUGAACAGUCUAAACCCUGGAUACCUUCACUAGCUGAUGUGUCAACUGUUUUUGUCAAUAUGGGUGUUACAUUUGCGUCUCUCUUUCCAUUGGAGCAUCUGCAGCCCAACUUUAAUGAGUGUGAUAUUUUGAGUCAGAUGCAAGGAACAGUGAACAAACAACAACCAAGAGAAUCUCUUUCCUCUGCCAGUCCAGCCUUCGCCAGUCUACCAGAAAACAAUCUAAUGAAUGUAAUCAAGUUUCUAGAUUUCUGUACAACGGUAGUCAAAGGUGGAUAUACAGACCAAGAAAUAUUGCUGCUGCUUCUAUUACUAUUUAAAAUAAGCUUGGAGAAACAGCUAAAGCAAGUUCCCUUGACAGAUUUUCAGUGCCUUUUCAUAAAGCUUCUGAUAAGUAUAAAAGACUGGGAUACAAAGAUGCCUGAGCUCUGUCUGGCAGUGAGUGAACUCUCCAGUCAGCACCAUAAUCUUCUGUGGCUGGUUCAGCUGGUCCCUAGCUGGAUAAUACGCGGACGGGAAGUAAGACGACGCCUUAGCCUGGUGAUAAUAGCAAAGCUUCUUAAUCAGAAGCAUAUAAGAAUACCUGAUGACAGCGACAAGCAGAUGUCUCUUCUGCAUCAGUAUCUGGUGUACAUGAAACCGUCUAAUCUACUAGAGAAGAUGAGAACUGAUGAGCAGCAGAAUGUCAGUGAAGACCACCUUCAUAUAGAACUAGAACAGGAGGUCUACUACCUAGUCUACAUCCUCCUUCAUCUAGUCAGCGAAGCUAGCUGCUUUGACACUGUAAAUUCCAAUCAGAGGCAACACUUACUGAAGCUCUGUGGUGCCUUAGAUAAGCACAUAAAAUGUGAUAUUAGAGAAGAUGCAAGGCUGUUCUAUCGAACUAAGGUAAAAGACUUGGUUGCUAGGAUAUACAGCAAAUGGCAAGAUAUGAUACAAACCACUCGGCUUUCUCAGGGAAAACUGCAUGACUUCUGGGAGCCAGAUUCGUGAGAGCUUGUCUAGUUCAGGGAAAAAACAGAAAAAACUGAAACCAAGGAAGAUGCAGAAUGAACUGGAGCUUCAACUUGGUUGGAACACAAGGAAUCAAUCCUCUGAAUUAGAACUUGGGCUUGAUUCAGGCCAACAUUAAAAACACAAUGAUUCAAUAUGAUGAUCGUUGUUUUUACAAAUACGGUACUUCAGAAAAAAAUGAAGUGGGUAAACUGCAAAAGUAGCUAUUUCUAUAGCCCUGUCUGAUUUUCCAGGCGUAUUUUAUCAUACUGAAAACUGAGGGAAGUUUCUCAUUUCCAUUGCUAAUCACAAGAUGUUUUCGAAAACAGUAUGCAUCAGUUUUCUUGCCAGCACACACCUGUAAGCGUUGCUUUAGGGUGUCUAGGAAAGAACUGUCCCGUGAUGUGGAAUGUGAGUUGAGAAACAGUAUUAUACCUCCCCUGUUGUGGGCAGGUGAGGAAGCUCAGUUUCACUACGAGCCAAAUAACAGAGUCACCUGCACGUGUUAAUCUGCAAAGCAAGAUUUGGUAAGACCAGCUGGUUUCUCUAAAUAACACAAAUACAGCAGUCACGUGUGAACAAGUGACCAUCUCCUUUGCUUGAGGGUGGAGACAGCUGAAGAGGGGCUGUACCCGAACAACUUGUGGACACUUCUUUGCUCGGUGGUUGUCUUUUAUCAAAUAAGAGAAUCAAAUUUGUUAUUACAGUGAUGCGUUCAUUUUAACGUCCUCAGGCAUCGAUUUAUGUAUGCAGUGUAUGUGACUGCACAGAAAGUGAUUCUCUAAGACCACAUUGUAAAUGAGAUCUUUAAUACUCAAGUAGUAUUGUUGUAUUCCUCUUUAAGAAACAAACUUAUAUUUGUUAUCUGGCUUCAGCGCUUUAUCUAAACAGAGAGAAUAACUAUUUCUGAAAUGUCAAGUCAGUGGAAAUUUGAGGAGAUGAGCUUUUGGCCCAUGCAAGUAGAAAUAACUGUGAGAGCUGUAUGAGGUCUGAAUUCCUUUGUGCAAAGUCUUGCAGCGUACACAGCGUGUGUUCAGAGCUCCCCAAACUUUGUGAAAUAAUCAGCCCAAGAGGUAAUCUCCUUUUGUACUUUGUGUAAAUGCCAUCAUUUAAAUCUUACGCUGUUGUGUUUGGGGGGGGGGGGGGGUAUGUGUAUAUGAACAGAAAUUUAAUGUAUUGGGUAAAAGCACUGAGUGGGAAUCUCUUAACUGUAAUUUUUAAUAACUAUGUGUACAUUUUAUAAUACUGUUUCCUUUUCAAUUUUUAUAGAUUACCCUGUCUUGUAUGAUAGACUUGCUACGACUUCACAAAAAUGUAAAAAAAGGAUCAAAUUCAAACAAAAAAAAAAUGAAACUUAUGUAUGUUACAUGUUAAAGAACUGCUCUAGAUUGGACUCAACUCAGAGGGAAGGUAUUUUAUUUGCAAAUCAUAUUCAGUGUUUUGUCUUUCAAAUGUUAGCGAGUUAGCCUGAGUCUGUGCAGCUGUACCCUUUACAGAAUAAUCAACUUACCUUAACAGCAAGAGUUACGUGUAUGACAUUGUUCAGGGGAGAAGAAAAAUUCCUUUUUUAAUCUCACCGUGUUGUUAAAGAAUUGGAUGAGUCUACCUCAAAGGGUAUCCUUGACAAUGGAACUGUUACAGGCUAAAAAAAUGGUGUGGUGGUAUGGCAGUGCCACCCUUUGCUCUGCUCGUCUUUCGUGGUGUCAGCCUUCCCUCUGGUAGCAUUUGCUUACUAGGCUGAAUAUAUUGUAUGUGAUUUUAUUAACGUUUAUAUUUUUUUCUCUCUAAUGUUGUAUAAAGUUUUAAAAAGUACAGAAUAUGUUUCCUGUAUGUAACGUGUAUAUAUUUUCUUACCAUGUAAAGUUGACUUUGCAGUCCUGUAUAUUUUGAAGAAGGAAAGGGUUGGGGUCUAGAUUGACACCUCUUUUGUAUUGCAGUUCAGAACACAUUGAAACUGCUGUGCUUUUUUUUUUUUUUUUUCCCAUACAAAGUAACCACUUUGAUACAUACUUCUAUUUAAUAGACCCGUGGAAAAUAAAACCAGACGUGGUUUUCUAAUUAAACGUCUCUGCGCAAAAUGUGUAUGCAUCAACUGUUUCACAAAAAAAUGGCUGCAGGUCCUAUUUUGGUCUUGCUGCAGACACUGUAGUUCAGAGGUUCGCAGCUGAUGAGCUUACUAUAAAUGGAGAAAGUCCUGAAGUAGUUCUCAGCUCAGCCAGUUCUGUGUUUUCAUGCUUAAUGUCUGUGUAUACAAUCUGGCAUUUCUCCUCUCUCCCCCCAUCCCCCUUUUGUCUGGACUUGCUUCCAUCUGUUUUGUAGCUGAGUAAUAAUCCCCCAGUUGCUGAAGUCUAGACGUUGGCUGAGUUGGAGCUCACCGGUGUCCCUACAGAGAUGAUCCCAAAGCAUCGCUGCGGAGUCUUAAAAGGGACUGCCGAGCUGAGUACUGCUUCAGGACCGGCAGUGAAAUAGCAAACCUGCUGCUGUUUUGUGUUUUGCUGACUCAUUUACUGGCCCCCAGCCAGAAGCUACACGCAUUGAAAAAGGCUGUUUGCACAGUAAAUGUCUUAACUGCUUUGGUUGUCUUCAGAUAAGCGUUUUUGCACUGAGGUUUAUCUUGAUAUUACGUUGGUUGUACUAAGAACCAUGUUAUCUCAUUUCACGGACAAUUAGAUGCACUUUAUUGCAGUAAUCACAGACAAAAAAUUAAAGGCUGCCUAUAAAAUAUA